This is a messenger RNA of Nerophis lumbriciformis (worm pipefish), 2550 nucleotides long. Lineage: Eukaryota; Metazoa; Chordata; Actinopteri; Syngnathiformes; Syngnathidae. The record is from RefSeq and is a predicted model, not a curated record.
CCCAUGGGGGUCUUCCCCCCACCCCUGCAGCAGGUGUUCCAUGCCCCGCGUCGGCCAGGAAUGGGCACCGUGGGCAAGCCAAUCAAGCUGCUGGCCAACUACUUCGAGGUGGAGAUCCCCAAGAUGGACGUCUACCACUACGAGGUGGACAUCAAGCCGGACAAGUGCCCGCGGCGAGUCAACAGGGAGGUGGUGGAGUACAUGGUUCAGCACUUCAAGCCACAGCUCUUUGGCGACCGCAAACCCGUGUAUGAUGGCAAGAAGAACAUCUACACGGUGUUGGCGCUUCCCAUUGGUAGUGAGAAGGUGGAUUUCGAGGUCACUAUCCCGGGCGAAGGCAAGGACCGAAUCUUUAAGGUGUCCAUCCGUUGGCUGGCCAAGGUGUCGUGGCGCCUGCUGCAGGAAACGCUUGUCAGCGGACGGCUGCAGGUGCCACUCGACUCUGUGCAAGCUCUGGAUGUGGCCAUGCGCCACUUGGCCUCUAUGAGGUACACUCCAGUGGGCCGCUCAUUCUUCUCCCCGCCCGAGGGUUACUACCACCCUCUGGGCGGGGGCCGUGAGGUGUGGUUUGGUUUCCACCAGUCAGUGCGGCCUGCCAUGUGGAAGAUGAUGCUCAACAUUGAUGUGUCCGCCACUGCCUUCUACAAAGCCCAGCCAGUGAUUGAAUUCAUGUGUGAAGUUCUAGACAUCCGCAACAUAGAUGAGCAACCCAAAACGCUCACAGAUUCGCAACGUGUCCGGUUCACUAAGGAGAUCAAAGGCCUCAAGGUGGAGGUGACACACUGUGGUCAAAUGAAGAGGAAGUACAGAGUAUGCAAUGUCACCCGGCGUCCUGCCAGUCACCAGACGUUCCCCCUCCAGCUCGAAAGCGGGCAGACGGUAGAAUGCACCGUGGCCCAGUACUUCAAGCAGAAGUACAACUUGCAGCUAAAAUACCCCCACCUGCCUUGCCUGCAGGUGGGGCAGGAGCAGAAGCACACAUAUCUGCCUCUUGAGGUGUGUAACAUCGUAGCAGGCCAAAGAUGCAUUAAGAAGCUGACGGAUAAUCAGACGUCCACCAUGAUCAAAGCCACCGCUCGCUCAGCGCCGGAUAGACAGGAAGAGAUCAGCAGGCUGAUGAAAAACGCCAACUUCAACCUCGACCCGUACAUCCAGGAGUUUGGCAUUAAGGUGAAGGAUGAUAUGGCCGAGGUGACAGGGAGAGUGUUACCAGCACCGAUUCUGCAGUACGGAGGACGGAACCGAGCCAUAGCCACCCCAAAUCAGGGGGUGUGGGACAUGAGAGGGAAGCAGUUCUACAAUGGCAUCGAGAUCAAAGUGUGGGCCAUCGCGUGCUUUGCCCCGCAGAAGCAAUGCCGAGAGGAAGUGCUUAAGAAUUUCACAGAUCAGCUAAGAAAGAUCUCUAAGGACGCGGGCAUGCCCAUCCAAGGCCAGCCGUGCUUCUGCAAGUAUGCGCAGGGAGCGGACAGCGUGGAGCCUAUGUUCAGACACCUGAAGAACACCUACUCAGGGCUGCAGCUUAUCAUUGUCAUCCUGCCUGGCAAAACUCCCGUCUAUGCUGAGGUGAAACGUGUAGGAGACACUCUGCUGGGCAUGGCCACUCAGUGCGUCCAGGUUAAGAACGUGGUAAAGACGUCCCCUCAGACCCUUUCAAACCUAUGUCUCAAGAUCAACGUUAAGCUGGGCGGUAUCAACAACAUCCUGGUGCCUCAUCAAAGGUCGGCGGUGUUUCAGCAGCCAGUUAUCUUCCUGGGAGCUGAUGUGACGCACCCACCUGCUGGGGAUGGCAAGAAACCUUCUAUCACUGCUGUGGUGGGCAGCAUGGAUGCCCAUCCUAGCCGGUACUGUGCCACUGUGAGGGUCCAGCGGCCCCGCCAGGAGAUCAUCGAGGACCUCUCCUACAUGGUGCGAGAGCUCCUCAUCCAGUUUUAUAAAUCCACCCGUUUCAAGCCCACCAGGAUCAUCUUUUACAGGGAUGGUGUUCCCGAAGGACAGUUGCCGCAGAUUCUCCACUAUGAGCUUCUAGCCAUCAGAGAUGCCUGCAUCAAGUUGGAGAAGGACUACCAGCCUGGCAUCACAUACAUCGUAGUGCAGAAACGCCACCACACACGCCUCUUCUGCGCCGACAAGUCUGAGAGGAUCGGAAAAAGCGGAAACAUUCCUGCAGGCACCACAGUGGACACCAGCAUCACACACCCCUUUGAGUUUGACUUCUACCUGUGCAGCCAUGCAGGCAUACAGGGUACGAGUCGGCCGUCGCAUUAUUACGUCUUGUGGGAUGACAAUCGUUUCACAGCCGACGAGUUGCAGAUCCUAACCUACCAGUUGUGCCAUACUUACGUACGCUGCACCCGCUCCGUGUCCAUCCCGGCGCCGGCCUACUACGCCCGAUUGGUGGCCUUCCGUGCCCGCUACCAUCUGGUGGACAAAGAGCAUGACAGCGGGGAGGGCAGCCACGUGUCAGGCCAGAGUAACGGUCGAGACCCCCAGGCACUAGCCAAAGCGGUCCAGAUCCACCACGACACCUUGAGGACCAUGUACUUCGCCUGA